UCUCGAGUCUCUAGUCUUCUGUCUCUUCUAUAGCGUCUAGUACGCAGUCAUUCUCUUCGGUAUUAUCUUCUUCUAGCGUCUUGAUGAUGCGUUCCUUCACACUCCUUUUGGCCGCGGCCUCGCUUUUUGACCUUAGCAUAGCUGGCUAUGCUUUGGAGGAUGACUACAUGACUGACUUCUACGGCGCAUUCGACUUCUUUACAGCAGAAGAUCCGACAAGUGGCUUCGUCAAGUAUGUCGACGAAGCUACAGCGAGGCAGACAAACCUCAUCAAUGCAUCCACGACGGUACCAGUAGAGUGGGGUGUUGACUCCACCAACGAGACCCCAGAGGGGAGGCCUAGCCUUAGGCUCGUAAGCAAGAAGAAGUACAACGCUGGGCUGGUGGUUAUGGAUGUGGCGCAUAUGCCUACUGGUUGUGGUACAUGGCCUGCUUUCUGGAUGGUAGGACCCGACUGGCCGACUGGUGGAGAGAUCGAUAUUCUCGAGGGUGUCAACGAGCAAACGAACAACGGUAUGACGCUCCACACCGGUCCCAACUGCAAGAUCGGCCCCGACACCAGCACAUUCGCUGGUGAACUUAUUACCCCCAACUGCGAUGUCAACGCUCAGAACCAGAGUAAGAACGUCGGGUGCUCCAUCGAGCACCCCUCAACAGACAGCUACGGUGUCGGACUGAAUGCGAUCGGUGGUGGCGUAUACGCAACUCAAUGGACCGCCGAAGCUAUCAGCGUCUAUUACUUCCCACGAGGCUCGAUUCCGGACGACGUUCUCAGCGACGCCCCUAACCCUGACGGUUGGGGUCUUCCUGCUGCUAAGUUCACCGGCGGAUGCGAUAUCGAGAGUAUGUUCAAUGAGCAGCAAAUUAUCUUUAACACUGCGUUCUGCGGUGACUGGGCUGGUGCGGUUUGGGAGAGCGGGUCUUGCGCAAAGAAGGCAGCUACUUGCGAAGAAUACGUGCAGAACAACCCAGAGGCCUUUAAGGAUGCAUACUGGACCAUCAAUGCGUUGAAGGUAUACCAAGAUAACGGGAGCGACACACCGGCUCCGUCUGCAUCUGGUGCACCUGCCCAGAGCACUGUCAUUUCUGAGCCGGUCCCAGUUCCUACCGGCAAUGCUACAGUGCCUGCGAUUUCCUCCGGCUAUGCGACGAUCCCCACCGAGGUCCCAACGAAUCCUCCCAUUCUUUCAUACUCGGAGGGCUCUUAUGUCGCACCAACGAUCUCUGCUUCUGAAGAGCUGCCCGCCGAGACCAGCACACUGGUCGCCGAGCCAACACCGUCCGACAGCGUACCCACGUCAGAGGCCCUCGAACCCUCAAAGACACAAACCAGCACUGGCUACCCCGUCGCACCAACAUCAGCAGCUGCAACAACAUCAAAGGCCGCGACGCCAACCAAGCCCGCUGAUCCCGUCGGAGACGAUGGUAUGCCAGGCUUCCAGUGGCCCCAGCCCGGCGAUGCACCAGCAUUGAACGCCACACAAACCGCCGAUACGUCCUCUGAGCCCACCGCAGCACCGUCCGGCAACAUGAGCCUGCCUGUCGAGAACCUGUCCAGCACCACCGCGGCUGCUGCACAGUCAACAAGCAGCCAAGACUACGAGUCUCCGCCAAUCGUUCCUACCAAUGCUCAAGACGAGGCUCCUGCGGCGCCUACAGUGACGAAUAUUGUUGGUGAGAAGAAGACGGUGUACCAGACCGUGUAUGUGACUGUUACUCCUGGUGCAGAGGCAACGCCUGUAGCGGGCUUGAGUAAAGUUAAGGCGGCAAGGUUCUUGAGAGAGCAUAGAAGGAGGUCCGUUGGGCAUCAUGCGAGAAUGUGAGAUGGGGGAAAUGCAGAAGCGAGAAAGAGAAAGAGAGGAUGGAUGUUGGAUGAUUACAUGAUGUUGUUUGAGUGCGCGUAUACCCCUGUUUUUUUGUAAAUAC
This is a messenger RNA of Macroventuria anomochaeta, 1926 nucleotides long. RefSeq names its product glycoside hydrolase family 16 protein. Gene Ontology annotation, molecular function: hydrolase activity, hydrolyzing O-glycosyl compounds. The transcript has 3 exons. The record is from RefSeq and is a predicted model, not a curated record. Lineage: Eukaryota; Fungi; Ascomycota; Dothideomycetes; Pleosporales; Didymellaceae. The coding region runs from base 84 to 1823 and encodes 579 amino acids. Gene Ontology annotation, biological process: glucan catabolic process.